Ilex paraguariensis (yerba mate) is the source of this 480-nucleotide messenger RNA. The record is from the annotation of a GenBank genome assembly. NCBI's taxonomy places the organism in Eukaryota, Viridiplantae, Streptophyta, Magnoliopsida, Aquifoliales, Aquifoliaceae.
AUGGCAGCUGAACUGGUCAAUGUGAAUGAGUUUCAAGAACUGGCAAGGCAGGCCCUUCCAAAGAUGUACUAUGACUACUUUCGCGGAGGUGCUGAGGACCAACACACGCUUAAGGAAAAUGUGGAAGCAUUUCAUAGAAUCAUUAUUCAGCCAAGAAUUCUUGUAGAUGUUAGGAGGAUAGAUAUGUCGACUACAAUAUUGGGGUACAAUACUUCAGCGCCCAUCACGAUUGCUCCAACUGGAAGGCAUAAGUUGGCACUCCCUGAAGGGGAGGUUGCAACAGCCAGAGCAGCAGCUGCAUGCGAGACCAUAAUGGCGUUGUCCUUUAUGUCUACCUGCACCGUGGAGGAGGUAUACAAAAUACGUGAUGUGUCAGCUCUGAUGGUACACAGAGCCGAAAAGAAUGGAUUCAAAGCUAUUAUUCUUACUGCUGAUACUCCUAGACUUGGUCGAAGGGAGGCAGACAUCAAGAACAAGUGA